AUGACUACCGGAAAACCAGCUUCUGAGGGCCUCCCUUCGCUCCUCACAAUCAGGAUCGAGAAAGCAUCCGAAGGUCUCAACGCGGGUCACUUCACCUCUGUCGAUCUGGUCAAGGCGUGCAUUGCAAGAAUUGAAGAGGCUUCGAACUUCAACGCUGUUCUACAAGUUAAUCCCGACGUAUUGAUUGCUGCAAAAAGUUUGGAUGAUAAGCGGCUGCGUUCAGGCAGUAGAGGCCCUCUGCAUGGCAUUCCCAUUCUACUGGAUGCGUCUGCCGGCACAUAUGCACUGCUAGGGGCAAAGCCAGCCGUUGAGUCUUCACUUAUCAGCAGACUCCGAAAAACUGGCGUCAUCAUCUUGGGCAAGACUAAUCUUUCGGAAUGGGCGAAUUUCAGAGGGUUAAAUAUUAGCGCAAGCUGGAGUCCUCGCGGUGACCAGACCUUGGGUGCUUAUUGUCCCAACACCAGAUCUGAUGGGAGCAGCUCUGGGUCAGCAGUAGCAACAGCUUUAGGAUUGUGUGGGGCAGCACUAGGUACAGAGGUCAAAUCUGCAGUCCUAUUCCGUCGGGAGAUGAAAAGAAAUCUGACACAAAUCCAGACCAUAGGCAGCAUCGUUGAUCCAGCGGAAAUCGCCAACGUUGUAGGAUUCAAACCUACCCGCGGCCUGAUUGGGACAGAUGGAGCGAUCCCUAUCUCGAAACGAUAAGAUGUUAUCGGAACUCUUACGAGGACUGUCAAAGAUGCGGCAUACAUGCUGAGCAAAAUGGCGGGGCGCAGUGAACUAGAUGAGAGAACUUGGCAUAUCCCCUUCGAGCCGAUCCUUGACUUCAGUUUGUUUUGCAAUAGUACAGAUUUGACCGGAAUCACGAUUGGGGUUCCCCGGAAUUGCUUUGAUAGCAAUACCGCCCCGGCACCAAUCAUGGCUUCGUUUGAGUCUGCGUUGACAGUUCUGAGAUCCGUUGGUGCAAAAGUGGUUGACAAUGCGAAUUUUACUGCAGUCGAAGAUUUUAAGAAGUUGAAUCAGUAGGUUAAAGGAGUUGUACGAUCGUUUGAAUUAAAGAGGGAUAUUAUUGCUUAUCUGCAAACGCUAGAAACUAAUCCAAAUAAUAUUUACUCAACUGAAGAUAUAAUCGAUUUUAUAAAAACCUUUUUAGGAAAAGAUUAUUUAAAGCGAGACAUUAGCA
Messenger RNA from Mollisia scopiformis, 1180 nucleotides. RefSeq names its product amidase signature enzyme. The transcript is spliced from 4 exons. The record is from RefSeq and is a predicted model, not a curated record. Lineage: Eukaryota; Fungi; Ascomycota; Leotiomycetes; Helotiales; Mollisiaceae. The coding region runs from base 1 to 702 and encodes 233 amino acids.